This is a messenger RNA of Miniopterus natalensis, 606 nucleotides long. The record is from RefSeq and is a predicted model, not a curated record. Lineage: Eukaryota; Metazoa; Chordata; Mammalia; Chiroptera; Miniopteridae.
GGACCCAUGGCGCCCAAGAAGAAGCGCGGGCAGAGCGCGGCUGCCGAGGUCGCGGAGCCUCGCCUGUCGGAGCGUGCGCAGUACCUGCAGCGCGAGUACCGGCUGCUCUCGGAGCAGCUGCGCACCUGCGAGGAGCGCGUGGACCGGGUGCUGCGCGAGAACGCCUUCCUCGACUGCGAGGCGCUGCGCCUGCGCGAAGAGAACCGGCUCUACGCCAGCUACGUGAGCGCGCGCGCGCAACGCUGCGCCAACGCCGUCGUCGGGCUAGAGGAGCAGAACCGCACGGACCUGACGCAGAUCCACUGGCAGCGGGCCGACCUGGAGUCGCUCUACCACGGGCGCGAGGACGGGGUGCGCGCGCAGCUGCUGGAGAUGGAGGCGCGCGCAGCCCAGAUGGCGCGGCGAGUGCAGGAGCUACAGCCCUACAAGGCCAGUCAUCACUGCUCAUCAGGCUGGUGUUGUGGGGGUUUCCCUGUCACUGGUGGCCUGGAGCUCUUCCCCAAGAUCUCUAAGCCAGAGAUCAGAACAAGCCCACUCGCAGCCAUGUCCCCUGCCAAAAAAGAGCCACUGACCCCGUUCAGCUUCCAGUCAUCUCAGCAGGGGUAG